Molecule: messenger RNA, 390 nt
Organism: Staurois parvus
Lineage: Eukaryota; Metazoa; Chordata; Amphibia; Anura; Ranidae
Source: the annotation of a GenBank genome assembly
GCCUUUAAAUGGUCUCUCAGUCUGGUUCAGUAGGAAUCACAAUCCGUGCUGCCAAUCAGUGCCACCUAUCAGUGCCAGUCAGUGCCGCCUAUCAGUGCACAUCAGUGCCAGUCAGUGCCGCCUAACAGUGCCAGUCAGUGCCGCCUAACAGUGCCAUAUAUCAGUGUCAUGUAUCAGUGCUGCCUUUCAGUGCCCAUCAGUGAUGCCUGUCAAUGCCCAUCAGUGCAACCUAUCAGUGUCCAUCAGUGCAGCCUAUCAGUGCCCAUCACUGCAGCCUCAUUAGUGCACAUCAGUGAAGGAGAAAAAUCACUUAUUUACAAAACUGUAUAACAAAAACUAGAGAAAAAACAUUUUUUUUUUCAAAAUUUUCAGUGGUUUUUGGUUUGUUUA